AUGGCCUCUGCUCCAAAGUGUGCCGAGUCAUUACGCUGGCCAGCGUUGGACCUUGGAUCAUCAGGGACUAGAGUCCCUUUGCUCAGUCAAUCGGACAGCCAAGCUAAUGCAAGGUCGUAUUGGACAGCUUUUUCUAGAAGACUAUUUACCAGCUCUGCAUCGACUCGCCGAAUCUUCAUCUGUAUUCGUAAUGGCUUCUGUAUGUCGCAACAAACACUAAUGUCUUGCCUGAGAAUGCAGCUGGAUUCUCCAUGGCUUCCAUGGCCCGCGAGUUCGUGCCCUUGUAGCUCCUUUCAGCGUGAAGGUGCCAGAAACUAA
Molecule: messenger RNA, 318 nt
Organism: Protopolystoma xenopodis
Lineage: Eukaryota; Metazoa; Platyhelminthes; Monogenea; Polystomatidea; Polystomatidae
Source: the annotation of a GenBank genome assembly